UGCAGGUUCCAGUGAAGGUGCUGCAUGCUCACGGCGAUGACGUCACCGCAGCCCGGUUCUGCUGCGGCGACCGCGGCGUCCUGAGCUGCUCGUUGGACGGCAGCGCCAUCCUCUGGGACGUGGAGAGCGGCCGGCCUCUGAGGCUGUUUGCUGGAGUUCACAGCAGAAGCAUCACUGAGUGUGCUCUGAUCCCCACCAGCAACAGGUGUGUGUGUGUGUGCGUGUGUGUCAGGAUGGUGACGGUGUCCUGGGACAGGAAGAUGGUGGCCUGGGACCUGGAGACGGGACGUGUCCUGUGGGAGACGGAGUUGGACGGCCUGCUGACGUCCUGCAGCUGCUCGUCUGACGGCCGGCUGCUGGUCUGCGCCGCCGAGCCUCAGGACGCUGUCUACGUCUGCGGCGCCUCCGGUGGCCAGAUGUUGCAUCGCAUCAGCAACCACCACUGCUGCACCAUCACACGGGUCCGCUUCGACCCUCCGGACCAGCGGGUGGCAUCGGUGUCCGCAGACCGGACCAUCAAGCUGUGGGACCUGCAGGCCAAGAGGACGACCAUGUCCAUCAGCAGUAACCAUAGCAACGUGGUUUCCAGCUGCUGCUUCAACGGCAACGGGCACUUCCUGUGCACGGCAUCAUGGGAUAAGACGCUGAAGCUGUGGGACCUGCAGGGGGGGCAGUUCCGGUCCCGGGGCGGCACGGCGCUGCAGCGCGGCCAUGAGGGCAGCGUGAGCUGCUGCGUCCUGUCUGCUGACGGUGACCUGCUGGUGUCCGGCUCCUACGACCGGACCGUGGCGCUGUGGGAUCCGUCCUCGCUCCGCCGGACUCUGGUUCUGAGGGGCCACUCUGAUUGGGUGACGGACGUGUCUCUCAGCGCUGACAGGAAGCUGGUUGUCUCUUCUUCCAAGGACGGCAGCGUCCGGCUGUGGGACGUGCAGAACAUGGAGCAGAUCCCCGAGGUGAUGCAGAUCAAAAGCGGAGAGGGAACCGGGGUCCAGAUCCUGAAGUGUGAAGAGUGUGGAAGGCCGUUCCCGGUGUCCAGACUGCUGACCUCUGACCUGCUGACGCGCUGCGUCUUCUGCCGCCUCAAAGCUCCGCCCACGUUCCGCCUCCCGCCGUCGCUGUCUCCCUGCCCGUCUCCUCUGAUUGGUGGAGAGCGCAGUGACGCCUGAUGAGCUCAGGAACAGGGAGCAGAGUGAGCAUCCCAUGUUUGCUGCGUACAAGAUCUUCGGAUGGGUCUGGGGAGGUCACAUGAUGCGUUACCAUGGUUGCGAAGCUUCCAGAACCAUGACCCAUUCAAUCCUUUCUCUCUGAACUUUGACCUUUUCAGGUUAAAAUUUUACAUUUUUUCUAAUUUACAUCAUUUUUGUUUAGUUUGUUUCAUUUUAGGUCUGGAAGUGAGAAAACAAAAUUAAUAAAAUCCUUCAAUAAUAUAACUACAGGUUAAUUACCAUGACCAGGGGGCGGGGCUUCCUCUGCACCAGUCCUUGUGAUUGGUCUGAAGGAAACACGCUGUGGUGCCUGGCCAAUCAGACGCCAGCGUCUCAUGAGCGGCAUCACGGGAAACAGCAAAUGAUGACGUUCUGGUCAUCAGAGUCGGAGUUUAAUUCAUUGCAGCGGCUUUCGCUUUGUUCAAUAAGAUUAUUAAUUUGUAGAUUAUUAAUCUGCAGACUGACUGUGCUGCUUGGUUGAACUUCGUCUCUUCUGUUUUCUCUCAUUUCCAUUUGGGUCAAUAAAUCUACCAUCACCAGGAAACAUUGAA
Messenger RNA from Xiphophorus maculatus (southern platyfish), 1756 nucleotides. RefSeq names its product WD repeat domain 88 (gene wdr88). Bases 234 to 1166 code for a protein of 310 amino acids. Lineage: Eukaryota; Metazoa; Chordata; Actinopteri; Cyprinodontiformes; Poeciliidae. Gene Ontology annotation, molecular function: protein binding. The transcript has 10 exons. The record is from RefSeq and is a predicted model, not a curated record.